Molecule: messenger RNA, 347 nt
Organism: Patiria miniata (bat star)
Lineage: Eukaryota; Metazoa; Echinodermata; Asteroidea; Valvatida; Asterinidae
Exons: 2
Coding region: 30-347 (105 amino acids)
Source: RefSeq, a predicted model, not a curated record
UCUUCUACUGCGAGGCGAGUAGAGCUGACAUGACAAACACGAGGAUACAGACCAUCAUUCUGCCUAAAGAUGGAAGUGUAGUCCAUAUACGUCCAGUUAAGCGAACUCAGAUAGCAAAUGUCGGAGACUCAGUUCGACUGGAGAUGCAACAUGUGAAUGCACCAAACAAAAACUAUAGAUGGCGGCAUAAUGGAAGAGACAUCCUCACCUCUUGGAAUGACCAGCUCAGUGUGUCUAUUGAUGAUGUUGCUGUGAGUGAUGGAGGAGUCUACAGCUGCUUUGCGUCUGACCAGGAGAAUCGACAACUGCAUGGCAUUAUGAGACUUAUUGUUCGAGGUAAAACAUAA